CUGUACUGUGUCCGCAGUCUCUGGUCAUCUCCUGUACUGUGUCCGCAGUCUCUGGUCAUCUCCUGUACUGUGUCCGCAGUCUCUGGUCAUCUCCUGUACUGUGUCCGCAGUCUCUGGUCAUCCCCUGUACUAUGUCCGCAGUCUCUGGUCAUCCCCUGUACUGUGUCCGCAGUCUCUGGUCAUCCCUGUACUAUGUCCGCAGUCCCUGGUCAUCUCAUGUACUAUGUGCGUCUUAUG
Molecule: messenger RNA, 237 nt
Organism: Staurois parvus
Lineage: Eukaryota; Metazoa; Chordata; Amphibia; Anura; Ranidae
Source: the annotation of a GenBank genome assembly